AUGGAGUUUCUGCGACGGACACGGGGUAUUCAUAUCCUCAUACGUGCUCUACGAGGACGCCGAGACUUGCAAUGGAGCCUUCGGGGCCUUCGCCAACCCCUGCACUUGCAACUACGUGCCAACUCGACGCUCCCUGAAUCGCAACCGACCGCCAAUAUACCCGCGUCGACGGGAGUCCGUCUUCGUGAUUACCAGAAAGAAUGUAUCCAGGCUGUGCUCAGUUACGUGAGUCAGGGCCACAAGCGGCUAGGGAUCUCGCUGGCAACGGGUGCAGGCAAGACGGUCAUAUUCACGCAGUUGAUUGAUUAUAUCCUGCCACCCAAUAGCACCGCGCUCCAGACGUUGAUCAUUGUCCACCGCCGAGAGCUUGUGGAGCAGGCUGCUCGUCAUUGCCGACUGGCAUAUCCAGAUCGCACCGUGGAGAUUGAAAUGGGCAACAGCAAGGCCUCGGGACGAGCCGAUAUCACGAUCGCCUCGAUCCAGAGCUUGGUGUCCAAGGAUCGAAUGGAAAAAUUUGAUCCGGCUCGCUUCAAGCUCGUGCUAGUCGACGAGGCGCACCAUAUCGUGGCGGCAUCGUACCGAAAGGCUUUGGCCCAUUUUGGACUGGACAGUCUAUCCGACAAUUCCCCCAUCCUGGUUGGCGUGUCUGCCACCUUUUCACGCUUCGACGGGCUCAAGCUUGGGGCAGCGAUCGAUCAGAUAGUGUUCCACAAGGAUUACAUCGACAUGAUCGACGAGAACUGGCUGGCGGAUGCCGUGUUUACCACUGUCCGGUCUGAGGCGGAUCUUUCCAAGGUCAAGAAGGACAAAUUCGGCGAUUUCGCCGUCGGGCCGCUCUCCGAGGCUGUCAACACUGAGCUCACGAACAACAUCACCGUCCGCGCAUGGCUGGCGAACGCGCACGAGCGCAAGUCGACCUUGGUCUUCUGCGUCGACAUAGCGCACGUCAGAGGACUGACGGACACGUUCCGCGCACACGGUAUCGACGCGCGGUUCAUCACGGCCACAACGCCCAAGGAGACCCGGGCGGAGGAGCUGCGUGCCUUCAAGGAAGGCGAGUAUCCGGUGCUUCUAAAUUGCGGCCUAUUUACGGAGGGCACAGACAUCCCCAAUAUCGAUUGCGUGCUGCUUGCGCGCCCGACGAGAUCAAAGAAUCUGUUGAUCCAGAUGAUCGGGCGAGGCCUCCGGCUGUAUCCUGGGAAGAAAGACUGCCACGUUAUCGACAUGGUGGCCAGUCUGCGGACAGGCGUUCUGUCUACGCCCACGCUGUUUGGCCUACAUCCCGACGAGGUCCUCGACAAAUCAAGCGGGAAAGAUCUCAGCGAGUCGCCAAAUCGAGUGCUUUUCAAUAAUGAUAGAGAAAUGACGGCAGUAGAGGAAGGCACCCGCAACGAGCCUGAAGACGUCAGUCUUACCUUCACCAAAUACGACAGCGUCUUUGACCUGCUCAGCGACAGCAUCUCCGAGCAGCACAUCAGGUCCAUCAGCCCACAUGCAUGGGUUCGCAUCGGGCCGGACAAGUACAUCCUCUCCGAGUCCGCCGGCUGGAUCACUAUCGAGCGAGAGACGGAAAACGAGCCUACCAGCAAGUCUACCAACAAGUCUACUGACCCCGACCCCAACAGCUUUGCGGUGCGCCUGGUGCUGAAAUACCACGACCCAACCGGCGGCGAAUCGAAACACACUCGGCCCCGCGUUAUCGCCCGGGGCGCCGACCUCGAGGCAGCCGUGCACGCUGCCGACACCUUUGCAAGCAAGAGGUUCCAGAGCCACCGCAUCUCGACCCGGCUGCCCUGGCGCAAGGCCCCCGCCACGGCCGCGCAGCUCAAGCUUCUCAACAAGGCGCACAUCCGCCCCGCCGCCGACCUGGCCGCGGGCGAGAUCAACCGCGGCCAGGCGGCGGAUAUGAUCACCAAGCUCAAGUUCGGCGGGAAGAAGCAGUUCGGCGAGAUGGAGGCGCAGAAGCGACUACGUGAACGGCAGCAGGCUAAGGUCCGGGAUUUUGAAGAACUCAAGAGACGUACGGAUGUGAGAGUGGGGCCACUACUUACUUAA
Messenger RNA from Penicilliopsis zonata CBS 506.65, 2055 nucleotides. RefSeq lists its product as hypothetical. Gene Ontology annotation, molecular function: DNA binding; hydrolase activity; ATP binding. The record is from RefSeq and is a predicted model, not a curated record. Bases 1 to 2055 code for a protein of 684 amino acids. Lineage: Eukaryota; Fungi; Ascomycota; Eurotiomycetes; Eurotiales; Aspergillaceae. The transcript is spliced from 2 exons.